AUGCUGCCACAAGCCAAGGACUACGGGGGCUGCCAGAAGCUGAAAGAGGAACUCUCCAAGCUGGGCCUGGGGAGUGACAUGCAGGUAGAGCUGCGGAUUCUUCAGCUGCCGGUGGAUUACAGGGAAGUGAAGCAGAGGGUCGCCAGAAUCUGGGAAGAUCUUCGACCGCAAUUCGUUGUGCAUGUGGGCGUGGACCCCGCGGCCAAGGCCAUCUUUCUGGAGCAGUGCAGCAAGAACCGAGGCUACCGGGACGCCGACAUCCGGGGCUUCCGGCCCGAGUGUGGCGUGUGCCUUCCGGAUGGCCCAGAAGUGAUUGCGUCAGAGGUCAGCAUGAAGGCGGUCAGCCGGCGGGCGGCAGUGCAGGGCGUGGAGGUGGCCUUUUCCCGAGACGCGGGUAGGUAUGUCUGCGAUUACGCCUACUACCUGUCUUUGCAUCAUGGAAAUGGGUGCGCAGCGCUCAUCCACGUUCCUCAGUUAUCUCCUUGGCUGCCCGCCAGCCUGCUGGGAAAAGCCCUGCAAGUCAUCAUCCAGGAAAUGCUGGAGGAGAUUGAGAAGGCUCGGGCUCCAAACCUGGUUCACAGGAAACUCAGCCUUUGCAGUUCCAGCCAGGGAGAACCAACUGGGGGACUGCUCCUUUAG
This is a messenger RNA of Dama dama (fallow deer), 639 nucleotides long. RefSeq names its product pyroglutamyl-peptidase I like (gene PGPEP1L). Lineage: Eukaryota; Metazoa; Chordata; Mammalia; Artiodactyla; Cervidae. The transcript is spliced from 4 exons. Gene Ontology annotation, biological process: proteolysis. The record is from RefSeq and is a predicted model, not a curated record. The coding region runs from base 1 to 639 and encodes 212 amino acids.